This is a messenger RNA of Hippopotamus amphibius kiboko, 1548 nucleotides long. It is a transcript of the gene PLPP1, whose product is annotated as phospholipid phosphatase 1. NCBI's taxonomy places the organism in Eukaryota, Metazoa, Chordata, Mammalia, Artiodactyla, Hippopotamidae. Gene Ontology annotation, biological process: signal transduction; phospholipid dephosphorylation; phospholipid metabolic process. The transcript has 6 exons. The coding region runs from base 411 to 1271 and encodes 286 amino acids. Gene Ontology annotation, molecular function: phosphatidate phosphatase activity. The record is from RefSeq and is a predicted model, not a curated record.
CCCUCAGCCCGCGAGGCCGCGCGCAGGCAGGGCCCGCGCUGCCCCGCGGGAGGGGCUGGGCCCGUGUUCCUCCUCCCUACCGGUCCCCAUCCUUAAAGCACGCGUCCGGACGCCCCGCCUGUCGGAGAGGGCGCCUGGGUCUGGACAAGCGAACAGCCGGCGCGGGCCGGGGCCGACCAGGGAGGGCCUGAGGCAGCGGAACCGCCGCGGCUGGCACGCGAGCGUCUCGGCCCGACCGCGGGGUUGCGGGAGCUGCGAGGGGAGGGGUCGCGGGCGCCAUUGCUGCCCGUCAGAACGCCGCCGGGUCCCCGUCAGCCCUCGGCCGCUCUGCCCCGGCUGGGAGGAGCCGUCGCCAGUCCCCGGCCGGGUCUCGUGAGUCGGGCGCCUGCUCUGCCGCCCGCGCCGGGACCAUGUUUGACAAGACGCGGCUGCCGUACGUGGCCCUCGAUGUGCUCUGCGUGUUGCUGGCUUCCAUGCCUAUGGCUGUUCUAAAUUUGGGCCAAAUAUAUCCAUUUCAGAGAGGCUUUUUCUGUAAAGACAACAGCAUCCAGUAUCCGUACCAUGACGGUACCGUCACAACCACUGUCCUCUCCACAGUGGGGCUUGGUUUACCCAUUUCCUCUAUGAUUGUUGGAGAAGCCCUGUCUGUUUACCUUAACCUCUUGCACUCAAAUUCCUUUAUCAGGAAUAACUACAUAGCCACUAUUUACAAAGCCAUUGGAACAUUUUUAUUUGGUGCAGCUGCUAGUCAGUCCCUGACUGACAUUGCCAAGUAUUCGAUAGGCAGACUGCGGCCUCACUUCUUGGACAUUUGUGACCCAGACUGGUCAAAAAUCAACUGCAGUGAUGGUUACAUUGAAAACUACAUAUGUCGAGGGAAUGCACAAAAAGUGAAGGAGGGCAGGUUGUCCUUUUACUCGGGCCACUCCUCGUUCUCCAUGUACUGCAUGAUGUUCGUGGCGCUUUAUCUUCAAGCCAGGAUGAAGGGAGACUGGGCAAGACUCCUACGCCCCACACUGCAAUUUGGUCUUGUUGCUGCGUCCAUUUAUGUGGGCCUUUCUCGAGUUUCUGAUUAUAAACACCACUGGAGUGAUGUGUUGACCGGACUCAUUCAAGGAGCUCUGGUUGCAGUAUUAGUUGCUGUAUAUGUAUCAGAUUUCUUCAAGGAGAGAAAUUCUCCUUUUAAAGAAAGAAAAGAGGAGGACUCUCACACAACUCUGCAUGAAACACCGACGACCGGGAAUCACUAUCGGAACAGCCACCAGCCUUGAGGGUGGCAGAGCACCCACGUGAAGCUGGCCUGCUUUCAGAAGGAAAAUGAUUGCAACCAGAAGGCAAGAGGAUGCAUCUUUCUUCCCGGUAUAUAAGCCUUUAAGGGACUGCUGCUACUAUACCUCUUGGAUGCCCACUUUACCUGUGUGUAUAUAGUUACAUUUAACACAAAUGGUUAUCUAAUAGCUCUAAGUUCAUUAAAAAAAUUCAAGCCUUUCACUAAAACAAAUGCCCCACCUGUACAUUUUUUAUUAAAAAAAAUGUAAUGCUUAUGUA